Recurvomyces mirabilis is the source of this 897-nucleotide messenger RNA. Its product is annotated as Accumulation of DYads. The record is from RefSeq and is a predicted model, not a curated record. Gene Ontology annotation, molecular function: acetate transmembrane transporter activity. The coding region runs from base 1 to 897 and encodes 298 amino acids. NCBI's taxonomy places the organism in Eukaryota, Fungi, Ascomycota, Dothideomycetes, Mycosphaerellales, Teratosphaeriaceae. Gene Ontology annotation, cellular component: plasma membrane. The transcript is spliced from 4 exons.
AUGGCCUCUACAGCCUCAUCGUCUUCGACGGAUUUCCAGCAUCGACAGCAAGACACAACAGAGCAUAAAGACUACGCCACACAACAUCCAGGAGCUCAAGCCAGACCUCAACGCACAAACCCAGACUAUGGCGGGAAUCCUCUCGCGCACAUAUUGACCGCAGGUUAUGGUGAUCAACGUCUUCCUGCCUUCGGUGGUGCUUUCCAGCCAGGCCUAUAUAAGCCUCCAGCCUUCAAAUUCGCCAAUCCGGUGCCAUUGGGUCUCGCCGGCUUUGCGUUGACCACUUUCCUAUUAUCACUUAUCAAUCUUGGAACAUGUGGGAUCACAGAACCAAAUCUUGUCAUUGCGCCUGCCUUGGCGUAUGGUGGUUUGGUCCAGCUCCUAGCCGGGAUGUGGGAUAUCGCGCUCGGUAACACUUUCGGCGGCACGGCCUUGAGUUCUUACGGUGGCUUUUGGAUCGGGACAGCUAUUCUCCUGACACCAGGUGGCUUCGACAUCGCCGGCCAAUACUCCACCACCGGCGACUUCUAUGCAGCCUUUGCUUUCUACCUUAUUGGGUGGUUCAUAUUCACUUUCAUGCUUUGGCUGUGCACACUCAAGUCAACUGUGGCAUUCAGCUCAUUGCUAUUUUUCGUCUGGCUUACUUUCCUGUUCCUGUUCAUCGCCUAUCUUGGUGCCCAGACCAACGGAACAGGUAUGCCGACUGUGGGAUGGGUGCGUGCUGGUGGAGCGACCGGUAUCAUUGCAGCCUUCAUUGCCUGGUACAAUAUGCUGGCUGGUCUCUGCGACAAAAGUAACAGCUUCAUUGUGAUACCAGUUGUUCACUUCCCAUGGAGUGAGAAGGGUAGAGAGGAUCGAGCAGCAAACAGAGAGGCUGUAAGUGGUGAUGGUGUGUAG